CAUUUAAAAUCAGACUCUUUUUGUCUUUUGAUUGCUGUCUCGCGCCCCAACUCCGAUGUGUUCCGUUAUCAGCGACCAGCAGCCAGCCGUUCCAGCCCCCGUCUGGGUGGGGAUCAGCGGCGAGUCCCCUGCAGCAGCGGCAGGCAAGGUUAUAUAGGAAGAGAAAGAGCGAGGCACAGAGCGAGGGAGCCAGCAGCAAGCCGGAGCGAGCAAGGGAGAGCGCAGCCCGAGCGCACAGGCACACACACACUUGCACACACAGCCCCACACGGGGACAGCUUUGAAGUCACUGGGUUCCAUGGACGAGAUGCUGCUGCUGGCGAGAUGUCUGCUGGUGGUUCUCGUCUCCUCGCUGCUGAUGUGCUCGGGGCUGGCGUGCGGACCCGGCAGGGGAUUUGGGAAAAGGCGGCACCCCAAAAAGCUGACCCCUUUAGCCUACAAGCAGUUUAUCCCCAACGUGGCUGAGAAGACCCUAGGGGCCAGUGGAAGAUAUGAAGGGAAGAUCUCGAGAAACUCGGAGCGAUUUAAGGAACUCACCCCCAAUUACAACCCCGACAUCAUAUUUAAGGAUGAAGAAAACACUGGAGCGGACCGGCUGAUGACUCAGAGGUGUAAGGACAAGUUGAAUGCCUUGGCCAUCUCAGUGAUGAACCAGUGGCCGGGAGUGAAGCUGCGGGUGACCGAGGGCUGGGACGAGGACGGCCACCACUCAGAGGAGUCACUGCACUACGAGGGCCGCGCCGUGGACAUCACCACCUCAGACCGAGACCGCAGCAAGUAUGGCAUGCUGGCGCGCCUGGCCGUGGAGGCCGGCUUUGACUGGGUCUACUACGAGUCCAAAGCGCACAUCCACUGCUCCGUGAAAGCAGAGAACUCGGUGGCAGCCAAAUCGGGCGGCUGCUUCCCGGGCUCGGCCACGGUGCACCUGGAGCGGGGCGGCACCAAGCUGGUGAAGGACCUGCGCCCCGGGGACCGCGUGCUGGCGGCCGACGACCAGGGCCGGCUGCUCUACAGCGACUUCCUCACCUUCCUGGACCGCGACGACGGCGCCAAGAAGGUCUUCUAUGUGAUCGAGACGAGGGAGCCGCGCGAGCGCCUUCUGCUCACCGCCGCGCACCUGCUCUUCGUCGCGCCGCACAACGACUCGGCCGCCGGGGAGCCCGGGGCGCCGUGGAGCGCGGGGCCGCCGCCGGGGGGCGUGCCGGGGCGCCGGGCGCUCUUUGCCAGCCGCGUGCGCCCGGGCCAGCGCGUGUACGUGGUGGCCGAGCGCGGCGGGGACCGCCGGCUCCUGCCUGCCGCGGUGCACAGCGUGACGCUGCGCGAGGAGGCCACGGGCGCGUACGCGCCUCUCACGGCGCAGGGCACCAUCCUCAUCAACAGGGUGCUGGCGUCGUGCUACGCGGUCAUCGAGGAGCACGGCUGGGCGCACUGGGCCUUCGCGCCCUUCCGCCUGGCGCACGCGCUCCUGGCCGCACUGGCGCCGGCGCGCACGGACCGCGGCGGGGACGGCGACGGCGGAGGCGGCGGCCGUGUCCCUCCGCCCGCGCCAGGCGCGCCAGGUGCGCCAGGUGCGGCCGACGCGCCAGGUGCCGGAGGCGUCCACUGGUACUCGCAGCUGCUCUACCAAAUAGGCACCUGGCUGUUGGACAGCGAAGCCCUGCACCCGCUCGGCAUGGCGGUCAAGUCCAGCUGAAGGCCGGGGCCAGAGGGCGCGGGUGGGGGGCGGGGCGGGGGGGCAACAGCAAGAUACAGACACACGGAAAAAGCGCGCACGGAAUGAGACUUUAACUAUAAUAUUAAUUAAUAAUAAUAAUAAAGUAGGACAGUCCAAAGUAGACUCUAAGGAAACAAAGACCCCGGAAAGUUCUGUCGUUGUGUUUAGUUUAUAUAUAUAUUUUUGAAUUUUUUGGUUAUUGUUUUAUUUUGGUUAUUUUUUUCACCUCUCCUGGCUAUUUAUUUGUUUGGUAUGAAUAGAUGUUUUAAAUAAUAUGAACCGGACCUUCAAGAGCCUUAAAUAGUUUGUUUCUUGGAUAAUUUAUUAUUAUCAUGUGAACUGUACUCACAGGGGGAAAGAUUAUUUUGUGAGGCCAAGCGACCUGCUCAGAGUCUAUUUUUCUACAUGUCCCUCGUCCUGACUUUCAGAAAGCAAAAUUCUGUCCUCUCCAUUCCUCUUUCCCAGUGCUCCUGCUGUUCAGCAAGUGUAAACUAAAACAUGCUUCCUGGGGGUCCACAAAUUAUAUUUUUAUACACAGAAUUGUAAAUUAGAUUUUUUGAGAGAUCAAUACUUAACUGAAUUACAUUUCAUUUUUGAAAUAGUGUAAAAUAUGAAAAUAUAUUAUUUUAAUUUAACUAG
Ceratotherium simum simum (southern white rhinoceros) is the source of this 2353-nucleotide messenger RNA. It is a transcript of the gene SHH, whose product is annotated as sonic hedgehog signaling molecule. Gene Ontology annotation, biological process: intein-mediated protein splicing; multicellular organism development; regulation of gene expression. Gene Ontology annotation, molecular function: calcium ion binding; patched binding. NCBI's taxonomy places the organism in Eukaryota, Metazoa, Chordata, Mammalia, Perissodactyla, Rhinocerotidae. The record is from RefSeq and is a predicted model, not a curated record.